AGGAAGCGGCACUGAGUCGGGAUCCGGCGGACAUUGUGCAGUUUGCGGGGAAGUUUGUUGACAUCGGCACCGGAAGGAGAGGAAGGAGGAGGAGGAGGGUGUUCGCGCUGUGUUGCUCGUUAGGAUCAGCCCCUCCCGGAUGGCCUCUCAUCAUCCUCCCUCCGGCAGCUGGCCGAGCCUCUUCUGAUCGUCUCCGGAAGGGGGCACCAUGACAGGCUGAGCCGGAGCCGCCGGUCCCCUGAGGGACUGUCACGACCGAGAGUCCCCGGACUUUCUUUCCUGUUCUCCGCGAUAGUCCGAGGCCUGUCCGACAUGGCGUCACAGGCCUCCAGCGGCACCAAUCCGCGGAAGUUCAGCGAGAAGAUCGCUCUACAUAACCAGAAGCAGGCCGAGGAGACCCGAGCCUUCGACGAACUCAUGACCGACCUGACGAUGUCCCGGGUUCAGUUCCAGAAGUUGCAACAGUUGCGAAUGGCACAAUCCCGAGCUCAGUACUAUGGUGGCUCUUUGCCAAAUGUAAACCAGAUUAGCAGCUGCCCGUCUGAUUUCCAGGGUUCAUUUCACCACACGGAUAACAUCCGCGGUAUGAGGCACCAUGGGCUGGUGGAGAGGGUAUCGAGAAACCGCCUGCACCCGCCUCAUCACAGACCUGUGGAGAAGCAUGGACGUCAGUGUGACAGCUCUCCCUAUGCAUCUGUUUAUCUCUCCCCACCACCUGAUAAUAGCUGGAGAAGGCAGCAGGCUCCCUGGAGUGAAGAGAAACGGCCAGGAUUUAGACUAUUGUCUGCUCUGAACAGGACAAACUCAGACUCUGCACUUCACACCAGCGCUUCCAGUACCAAAACACAGGGCCCAUAUGUGGGGGGAAAUCAGCCUGUAGCACGUGUUCACAGACCUACGCAGCAUAAUACAAGUUUACAGGACGGGGAAAUGAACAGCUUCGGAGAAGCUUUCUCAUAUCCAAGUGCUUUGGCGGAAGAGAAUAUGCUUAACAUUUCAAAGCCACUUCCGAAACAGCUAUGGGAAGCCCGAGAGGUCCAGUCUAUGGCAUCUCGUCCCCGGUCAUGUGAAGUUCCUGGAAUCAAAGUUUAUCCAUCUUCUGAUCAGAACUUAGGCCUCUCACAUUUCCAGGGGAAUCUAAACACAGGUGGUUCACUGCCAGACCUUACAAACCUCCAUUUCCCCCCUCCAUUGCCCACUCCCCUGGACCCAGAUGACACGGCGUAUGCAGGCAUGGGCACAGAAAACAGCACGGGUGGGCUGCCUGCUGCUAUGACUCAUCUGGGCAUCAGUAACUCUCCGGGUUUGCAGAACACACGGAGCAAUCCACAGAUUCAAGCAACACUGAACAACACCUCUCUUGCUUCUUCUGUAAACAACCACGGUCCUCCAUCUGGCCGAUCGAAUGCAUCGCUUCACCAAUCUCUUCGACUGGCCUCCCUUAGCAACCCUUCUCUACCCACGGCUGCGCUUGGCAGUUCGCCAAGACGCAAGCACACUCCUGUCAGUCCUCUCACCUUGACACCAGGUGGCGACCAAAGCCGGUGCAUGAGCGGCCAGUUUUCACCCACCAGCCCCAUGAGCAUGGCAAGCUCUCAGGGAAUUGCUAUGGACAGGAGUCCUCUUUCUUUGCCUCCACUGGAACCUCCUCCACCUUAUCCUUUGUAUCAAGACCAGUCCCAGCAUUCACUACAACAAGUACACGAUCCUCACGAAUCACAAAAUUUACAGCCUCCCUCACCUGUGCCAUGCCCUCCUCUGGAUCUCAAUUUGGCUAACAACUCUUUGAGUGGGUUCUUUUCAGAUUCCUUCUUUGAUCAGCAACAACCCACAAGGCAGGGAAAGUACCUAUGGCACCAGCAAGAACAGUAUGACAUGUAUGAAAGUCCAAGCAGUUCUCUACCCAACACCAAUUUCUUUGAUCCCAAUAUGAAUCUCCAGUACUCCCAGGCAGCCAUGAUGGGAUUAGGGGGGAGUCAUGGAAACCUCCAGGACCCCUUCCAGCAGCGGACAAAUUACUUGUAUUCCACCUACGGGGGAAGUGUUCCAAACAUCAUCUUAACAGACGAUACAAGCAACAGUUUAUCGAAGGACAUUGGAAGUGCGGUUGCAGGAGUUUCCGAGCUGGGCUUCGACACAGAUAAUACAUUUCAGUUGGAUGAUGAGCUGAGACUUGGACCUCUAAGCUUGGAUGGUCUGAACAUGUUAAGUGACCCUGACAUGGUCCUGCCAGAUCCCUCGAUAGAGGACAGUUUCCGUUCAGACAGGCUGUGAUCCAGACUGCCCAUCGGGGUGCAGGCUGCUUUAUUCAUUUCGUAGACAAGCAGAAGGAACUUGUUGGGGAAGCAACUGAGAACAAAUUGUUUUGUUCAAGGCUCAUUUUCUCUCCUUUGGAUCAGAGCUGUUGUAAUCACUUAAUGGAUCUUUUGACAUUUGAAUGUCGGAUUAAGUAGAUGUACUAACUUUUUUUUUUUUAAGAAGGUUUGAACAGAAAUCUGAAGAGACACUGCUUUAAACCAAGCCAGUAAUUGAUACUUUGUAGAUAAGUACACUCAAUUCUCUGUGAAAUGACUUGGGUAGAAGAACUGCAUAUCUACAUUAUUAAUGGUGACGUGCCAUUGCCUUAUCUUUUUCUACCCCUUCUUUCAGCCCUUUUAAGACACAGUUUAUGGAAACUACCCAAGAAGCAACCAAUUUACAAACAUAUUUUUGUAUUGCAAAAAAAAA
Messenger RNA from Nanorana parkeri, 2727 nucleotides. RefSeq names its product CREB regulated transcription coactivator 3 (gene CRTC3). The record is from RefSeq and is a predicted model, not a curated record. Gene Ontology annotation, cellular component: nucleus; cytoplasm. Bases 313 to 2274 code for a protein of 653 amino acids. Lineage: Eukaryota; Metazoa; Chordata; Amphibia; Anura; Dicroglossidae. Gene Ontology annotation, molecular function: cAMP response element binding protein binding. Gene Ontology annotation, biological process: protein homotetramerization; positive regulation of transcription by RNA polymerase II. The transcript is spliced from 15 exons.